This is a messenger RNA of Melopsittacus undulatus (budgerigar), 749 nucleotides long. RefSeq names its product interleukin 15 (gene IL15). NCBI's taxonomy places the organism in Eukaryota, Metazoa, Chordata, Aves, Psittaciformes, Psittaculidae. Gene Ontology annotation, molecular function: cytokine receptor binding; cytokine activity. The record is from RefSeq and is a predicted model, not a curated record. The transcript is spliced from 7 exons. Gene Ontology annotation, biological process: positive regulation of tyrosine phosphorylation of STAT protein; neutrophil activation; positive regulation of cytokine production. Gene Ontology annotation, cellular component: extracellular region. The coding region runs from base 1 to 600 and encodes 199 amino acids.
AUGAGAUUCUGUGCUUCUUUUCUGAGUAAUGAUUCAGCAGGCAGGGUGCUGGGGAUGGCGCAGCCAACACAAAACUCUGUCAGAGCAUUGAGCAGGCUGGAGAGUCAGAAAACACACCUGAAAAGUAUUUGUCUGCAAUAUCAGCUCUAUCUUCUUCUGAACAGCCAUUUCUUUUCCCUUUUAAAGAAUGAGAGGGGACUAAUCAUCUUCUUCUUGUGUGCUUGUGUACCAAAGACAGCAGCAGGUCAUUGCAAGUGGGCAGAAGUUCUGAAAGAUUUGGAGCAGAUCAAGGAAUCCAAAGACAUUGAUGUCAGUUUAUAUACUGCAGACACAGAUGAGGAUACAGAAUGCCAAGAACCUGUAAUAAGAUGCUUUAUCUUAGAGACAAAAGUGAUUCUUCAAGAAUGUCUUAUCAAAAACUGUAGUAAGACACAGGAUGUAUUGAACAUAUGGAAAAAUGGAAAUGCUAGCUUAGGAAUUAACAAGUUGAAUUCCACAACAUCAGCAAAAUGCAAAGAAUGUGAAGAGUAUGAAGAAAAAAAUUUUACAGAAUUUAUACAGAGUUUUGUAAAGGUUAUACAGAAGGAAUGUAAGCACUGACCAGAAGAUACAAACUGGGAAGAGGAUUCCUCCACAAACAUCCUCAAAGAAAUUAGACUAUUGCCAGCAAUAAACAGGAAAAAACAUCACUCACAAUCUUACAUAGCAUAACAUGUAAACAAGGAAUAAUAAAAUCCCUGUAUAUUGAA